Molecule: messenger RNA, 1204 nt
Organism: Scheffersomyces amazonensis
Lineage: Eukaryota; Fungi; Ascomycota; Pichiomycetes; Serinales; Debaryomycetaceae
Exons: 1
Coding region: 338-1129 (263 amino acids)
Cellular component (GO): nucleolus
Molecular function (GO): RNA binding
Source: RefSeq, a predicted model, not a curated record
CUUUUACGUGAUUGGUAGCGCGUGUCUCAUCAAAAUUUAAAAUUUCGUAAUUCGUCAAUUUAUAUAAUAGUUCCUUAAAUAUUUUACUACUAAUUGGGGGGUUCAGUAUACAGCCGUUUAAUACAGUAUGUGAAAUAUGUCUGACUAAUAUUAACAUGUGUAUUAGACUAUGGGGAAUUGUAAAGAUAACUUUAAUUAUUGCAGUGUGGAUGUUUGAGUCUCUCAUAGUUAAAAUAAAUUUCUGAGAUGAGAAUAAAUUUUUUUUAAAGAUAGCGUAUAACCAAAUAUACAUUUUACAACUAAACCAUCAACACUAGCAUAUAACUUAAUAGAAAUCAUGGCAGCUCCAACCGCUAUUAAGAAUUUAAGAGAUCAUACCCCUACAAAUAUAUCAUCGGAAAUACAGCAUAACAUUGGUAAUGUUAAUAAUGAUGAAGAUGAAGAUGAAAUGUUAAUAGAUGCAAAUGUAGUUCCAAGUACAGAAGAAACUCCAGAAAGUUCAAAAGAUGAAAGUAAAGGAGUGGUAUUAGAUGUUACUGGUAAACCUAAAUUUUCAGCUGCUUCUAAAGCAGGUAUGAAAGUUAAAUUGGAAUCUAGAAAAGUUGCAGUUCCACCUCAUAGAAUGACUCCACUUAAGGGAGUUUGGCCAAAGAUAUAUCCACCAUUAGUUGAUCAUUUAAAAUUACAAGUUAGAAUGAAUUUAAAAACUAAAACUGUUGAAUUAAGAACGAAUAAAUUCACUGUUGAUGAUGGAGCAUUACAAAAAGGUGCUGAUUUUAUUAAAGCUUUUACUUUAGGUUUUGAUGUUGAUGAUGCCAUUGCAUUAUUAAGAUUAGACGAUUUAUAUAUAGAAACAUUUGAAAUUAAAGAUGUUAAAACUUUACAAGGUGAUCAUUUAUCAAGAGCAAUUGGUAGAAUUGCUGGUAAAGAUGGUAAAACUAAAUUUGCCAUUGAAAAUGCAACUAGAACUAGAAUUGUAUUGGCUGAUUCAAAGAUUCAUAUUUUAGGUGGAUUUACUCAUAUUAGAAUGGCAAGAGAAGCAGUAGUAUCAUUAAUUUUAGGUUCUCCACCAGGAAAAGUUUAUGGUAAUUUACGUACAGUUGCAUCAAGAAUGAAAGAACGUUAUUAAUUAAGGGGUCGUUAUUAUCUUCAAAUUCUUAUUCUUAUUAUUAUUAGUAGUAGUAUUAAUAUAUGUACAUUAGUU